Molecule: messenger RNA, 426 nt
Organism: Ichthyophthirius multifiliis
Lineage: Eukaryota; Ciliophora; Oligohymenophorea; Hymenostomatida
Product: myb-like DNA-binding domain protein
Exons: 3
Biological process (GO): regulation of DNA-templated transcription
Cellular component (GO): nucleus
Molecular function (GO): RNA polymerase II cis-regulatory region sequence-specific DNA binding; DNA-binding transcription factor activity, RNA polymerase II-specific
Source: RefSeq, a predicted model, not a curated record
AAAAUUAACAAAUACAAAAAAAAAAAUAUUUAUAAUAAACAAAAUAUUUAUAUGGAUUGUGAAAAAUAAAAGAAUUAUCCGAAUUGUAAAAAUGAAGAAACAAAAAGUAUUAAAAAAGGCCCAUGGAACUAAAAAGAGGAUGUUUUACUUUUAAAUUGGAUAAAAGUUUACGGUCCUUCAAAAUGGUCUUAAUGUGCUGAAACUAUAAAAGGACGUACAGGAAAAUAAUGCAGAGAAAGAUGGUUUAAUAAUCUAGACCCUGAAGUUAAAAUAGGUUUUUGGAGUCCUUAAGAAGAUAACUUAAUAUUUGAGGGAUAUUUAAAAAAUGGAUCGUCAUGGAGUGCAAUAGCUAAAUAAAUAUAAGGGAGAACUGAAAAUUCAGUAAAAAAUAGAUUCUAUAGUACAAGUAACGGAAAACAAUUUUGA